Messenger RNA from Ornithodoros turicata, 2185 nucleotides. It is a transcript of the gene barr, whose product is annotated as condensin complex subunit 2-like. The record is from RefSeq and is a predicted model, not a curated record. Gene Ontology annotation, biological process: mitotic chromosome condensation. Gene Ontology annotation, molecular function: chromatin binding. Gene Ontology annotation, cellular component: condensin complex. The transcript is spliced from 17 exons. The coding region runs from base 140 to 2128 and encodes 662 amino acids. NCBI's taxonomy places the organism in Eukaryota, Metazoa, Arthropoda, Arachnida, Ixodida, Argasidae.
UUUAAUAGUUUCUUUUUCUCGCCAACAAGCCGAACAGGCCUGAUGAAAGCGCGCGAUUUUCCUCUGUCACAAAGUCACAAAGUGAUAUUAUAACCGUUAUAACUCUAAAGCUAUAAUCUCUCAGCCCAUAGAUGCUGCGAUGACGAACGAAUCGACGCCAACGCGAAGUCGUCACUCAUUUGACCAGCAGGAGAAUGCUUCCCAGGAUGGCGGACUCUUGCAACAUGCCAAUGAUGAUGAGGCCGAGAGGCAACGGAGGCAGCAAGAAUUGCUGCUGGAGUUGCAAUCCAGGCACCUUGAGUCUCCGGGGACUCCAGCAAGCAUGCGGAAAUCCAUGGGAAUUGCCCCCGCAGGACUCUCCAAUGUUCAGCUGGCUGAGCACUACGCAAACUGCAUCCGGCUCUCGACCGAAAAUAAAAUAACGACUAAAAAUGCGUUCAGUCUGCACCUCAUAGACUACAUGCACAAGAUGUUGCGCAACGAGGACGGUACAACAAAUUUUCAGGCUGCUAGUUGUACCCUGGAUGCUGGCACCAAGAUCUAUGCCUACCGUGUGGACAGGAUUCACAGCGAGACCUUGCAGAUUGCCGGGGAACUGGGAAUUACGUCAAAAAAGAAGAAGCGCUCGGAAGAAGAGCCUCCAGUGGAAGGAGGCAACGGGGAAGAGACAGGUCCCGAAAAAAUGCGUAAAACGAAGAAGACCAAGGGUGGCAACACAAUUGUUCACAAUGUUAAGAGCAUCACCAUUGAUGACAUCGAGGUCAUGAAAUAUAGAGAUCCACUGCUGGAGAAGAUUUCGGAGAAUCAUGAAGAGUCCACAACGGCUGGUCUGUUUCUAAACCACGUUCGGACGCUGGAUGACUUUGGCCGACUCAUGUUUGGUCCGGGUUUUGUCCCCACUGUUUCGGACUUGAAGGAGGAUCAAAAUGCAACCACGGAGCUCACGGAUGAAAUCUUCCGAACCUUAAAACGUGUGGCAUCUAGGAAACUAACACUCUGUCCCAGCAUGAGCGAGCUGAGCAUGUACGAGGAUAGUGACGAGAGCCCGCUUCCAGAGACCAAUGUCAGCAUAAGGCAACCCGGCCCUGAGGCAUCAUUCUACAACAAUGAUGCUGCAGACGUAGCGGACGUGUCUGAUGAAGAUGAUAACCAACCAUGGGAAAACCCUGACUGCAAUAAUGCCACGUGCGGCCCUAUCACGGGGUGCAGCACAGCAGAGAUGUCAAAGUUUCUGGCUCCGGUGCCGAGUGACUACUCGUAUUUCACGAAGCAGUUUUUUUCUGCUUGGGCUGGUCCCGCACAUUGGAGAAUUAAGCCACUUUCAAAAUUGAAGCCUAAAGAAGCAGUACGUAGGAAGCCAACCAAACUAAGCUCCACUUUUGACUUUGAAACGGCCAACUCUGCGCUGUUUGUACGAAGCAAGCAAUCCCAUCUGUUGACCAAGCGAAUGCUGUCUGUCUGGAAAGCGGAAAAGCUGUUGCUGCCACACGACCAUCGAAGCACAGAAGCCUUUCGUUCGCUUCUUCUGUGCAAGGGACACAAGAUUAUGCGUGUGUCGAAGCCAGGCACCGUAGGAGAAAGCGAGGUUACGUAUGACUAUGGCAAUGCCAACGACAAUGAGAACUUCUGUCCAAAUGAAUCAGACAAUAAUGACGUCCCGGCAGACGACACUCAUGUGGGUCUCGGCAGCCCUACUGCAGGAAACGCCCCGACCAGUGCUGCCGUCUUGGACAACACUCUGUUUGUCAACUCCACCAAGUUGCAGUACGAUUAUACAGGCGAUAAUUUGGUUAAGCAGCCCUACAAGAUUCAAAAGAUCCAGAUCAACUACGCGCGGGUUGCUAAGAGGUUCGAUAUGAAGCAGAUGAAACAAGCCAUCUGGAAUGUCCUCACACACGACAAUGAGGACAAGGAGAAUGUGAAUCAGAGUGAAGAGCCACCGGGGGCAAAAGACUGUCACUUGUCCUUUCGAUCCGUCUGCCACCUCUUACCUUCACAUUUGAAUCGGAUCAACCGAGAAAGUGUCACCAUACCUAUUGCAUUCACUGCCUUGUUACACCUCGCUACAGAAAGGAACUUCACUCUCAGUGGUCGAGAAGACAUAUCCGACGUGGUAAUAAAUGUAUAAUCUCUGCUGCUUUACCCAUGCAUGUUUUACGAGUGAAAUAAAUGUUUUACUUUUCUA